Messenger RNA from Asparagus officinalis (garden asparagus), 5051 nucleotides. RefSeq names its product VHS domain-containing protein At3g16270-like. Gene Ontology annotation, molecular function: phosphatidylinositol binding; 3'-tRNA processing endoribonuclease activity; ubiquitin binding. Gene Ontology annotation, biological process: mitochondrial tRNA 3'-end processing. Lineage: Eukaryota; Viridiplantae; Streptophyta; Magnoliopsida; Asparagales; Asparagaceae. The transcript has 17 exons. The coding region runs from base 74 to 4774 and encodes 1566 amino acids. The record is from RefSeq and is a predicted model, not a curated record. Gene Ontology annotation, cellular component: mitochondrion; trans-Golgi network membrane.
CCGGUGUCCGCCCAGCGCUACAAACCCCAAAAUGUUUAAAAGCCAAAUCCCCAAAACCUAAAACCCUAAUAAUAUGUCCCGUAUCUCCUCCAGCCUCGAACUCCUCUCUUCAAAAUCCCCCCUCCUCAAAAACCUCCCCUUCUCCUAUCCCUCCUCUCUCUUCUCCAACCCUAGAUUCCCAUUAAGCCCCAUCCUCUCCCAAUUCGCAGUUCUCUCCUCAUACAAUCAAAGGCGAAGUGGCAGCAGUUCUCAGGACCUCGAGAUGGAAGAGAAUAAGAAGAAGAAGGAGGGGAUGGUCGGUUUCAAUAAGAGAAGGGCGGAGGGGAGAGAAGCUGGUGAAAAGCGCAAGACUUUGCAGCAUAAGACUCCGAGGCUGAAUCCUAUCAACACUAUUUGCUAUGUUCAGAUUUUGGGGACUGGAAUGGACACGCAGGAUACCUCACCAUCAGUUUUGCUAUUCUUCGACAAGCAGAGAUUUAUAUUCAAUGCUGGGGAGGGUUUGCAGCGCUUCUGUACUGAGCACAAGAUCAAAUUAUCAAAGAUUGAUCACAUGUUCUUCACUCGUGUAUGCUCAGAAACAGCUGGUGGAUUACCAGGUCUUCUGCUAACUUUAGCGGGCAUUGGAGAAGAAGGAAUGUCCGUUAAGAUAUGGGGCCCUUCUGAUCUCACAUAUUUGAUCAAUGCAAUGAAAUCUUUUAUUCCGCAUGCUGCCAUGGUUCACGCACAGAGCUUUGGGGAGUCGCAAAGUAGCGCUGGACCUGCUGUUUCAUUUUCUGAUCCUGGCAGGGCUACAGAUCGUAUUGUUCUCAUUGAUGAUGAGGUGGUACGACUGUCUGCUAUUCCAUUAAGACCAGCCCAGUCCAGAGGUUCAACCUUAAAGCCUGGUGAUAUUGCUGUCAUCUAUGCCUGCGAAUUGCCUGAAAUUAAGGGAAAGUUUGACCCCGAUAAAGCUGCAUCUCUUGGGUUGAGACCGGGACCAAAAUAUCGUGAAUUGCAACUAGGGAAUUCCGUCAUGUCCGAUCAUCUCGACAUUAUGGUUCACCCAAGUGAUGUUCUUGGUCCUUCACUACCUGGUCCAAUUGUUCUUAUUGUUGACUGCCCAACAUCAGACCAUAUGGUGGAAUUAUUUUCUCUGCAGCCUCUUGAAUGUUAUUAUGUGGAGUCUUCACAUCACCCAGGAGAGGGCAUGAGACGUGUGAAUUGUAUAAUUCACCUGAGUCCAGCUUCCGUAACAAGGAAUGCAGAUUAUCAGACAUGGAUGAAAAAGUUUGGCGGUGUGCAGCAUAUCAUGGCAGGGCAUGAAAUGAAAAACAUGGAAAUCCCUGUCCUCAAAGCUAGUGCAAGAAUUUCAUCAAGACUCAACUACCUAUGUCCUCAGUUCUUUCCUGCUCCCGGAUUUUGGUCUCCGAAGAAUAAUAGCUUCUUUCCACAGCCCAAUGGUUAUUGUGAGGAUUCCUCUCCAGCUUUGGCUAACAGAAUUUCAGCUGAAAAUCUUCUCAAGUUUCAUCUCCGUCCCCUUUCUCAGCUGGGUCUGGACCACUCGGCUAUUCCGAGCAUGAUCAAUCACAAAGAGAUUGUUGAUGAACUUCUAACAGAAAUUCCUGAAAUUGUUGAUGUUUCAGAACAUGUCAGUCAGUUCUGGGCUGCAGAAAGUAAAGAUGUGAUGCCUAAGAAAGCUGAAAAUAUAAUCAUGGUGGAAGAACCAUGGAUGAAUGAAGCUUCAUGCAGUACCAAGGCGAACUUUGAACUUGUGAGAUGCAAGGAGAGCACAUGUCUUGUAGAUGGCAUUGAGAAGAGCGGAGUUACUCAGAAUUUUGAUAUUCCUCCUUGUUUGGAGAAUAUAACACGGGAAGACAUGGAAAUUGUUCUUCUGGGUACAGGUUCAUCACAACCUUCCAAAUAUCGCAAUGUCAGUUCUAUUUUUGUCAAUCUUUUCUCAAAGGGAAGUUUGCUUCUAGAUUGUGGAGAAGGAACAUUGGGACAGUUGAAAAGAAGAUUCGGUGUGGAGGGCGCUGAUAAUGCUGUUAAAGGUUUAAGAUGUAUUUGGAUUUCUCACAUUCAUGCUGAUCAUCACACUGGUCUCGCAAGAAUACUUGCACUGCGGUCUCAAUUGUUAAAGGAUGUGCCACAUGAACCUUUGCUUGUGAUUGGUCCAAGAUCACUGAAGAGGUUUUUAGAUGCUUACGCAAGGCUCGAAGAUUUAGAUGCACUGUUCUUGGACUGUAGGCAUACAACGGAGGCUAGCCUAGAUUCCUUCUUCAGUUCCAGCAAUUCCGAACACGAUAAAUAUCAAUCUCAAGAAACUACAUUAUUUGCUCAAGACAGUAGAAUGGAAAGUUUUUGGAAGAGACCUGGGAGCCCAGUUGAUAUUGCCAUGGCUGAACCACUUUUAAUUAGACUGAAGUCGAUACUUCGUGAUGCGGGUCUAGAAGCUUUAUAUAGUGUCCCUGUCAUACAUUGCCCUCAAGCUUUUGGUGUUGUCCUAAAAGCUGCUGAGAGAAUAAAUAGUGUCAGAAAAACUAUACCGGGUUGGAAGCUUGUUUACUCUGGUGAUACUAGACCUUGUCAAUCCCUGAUAGAUGCAUCUGCUGACGCAACAGUUCUUAUACACGAGGCGACAUUUGAAGAUAGCAUGGAGGAAGAAGCAAUCGCAAAGAAUCACAGCACAACUAAGGAAGCCAUAGGGGUUGGUUCAUCAGCUAGAGCAUAUCGCAUUGUACUGACUCAUUUUAGCCAGAGAUACCCAAAAGUCCCAGUGUUUGAUGAGGCGCACAUGGAUAGAACUUGUAUUGCUUUUGAUCUAAUGAGCAUCAACGCAGCAGACUUACCUGUUCUUCCUAAGGUGCUUCCAUACCUUAAAGUUCUUUUCAGGAAUGAAAUGGCUGUCGACGAAUCUGAUGACAUACAAGAUGCUCUACGUCUGAUCAAAUAUGCAGUGGGAAAGUCUGGUACGGAAUUCCGCAGGGAAAUGCAACGUCAUUCAGCAGUAAUGCGCCAGCUGUUUCACUACAAGGGGCAGCCAGAUCCCCUUAAAGGAGAUGCCCUUAAUAAGGCUGUUCGAGACACAGCCCAUGAGGCUGUGUCAGCUAUCUUUUCUAAUGAGGACAACAAGGCAGUGACACCGGCAGAAGGUAUCCAAAAGCGUAUUCAGGGUUUUGGCAAUACUAACUAUCAAAUGCCUACAGAAGAGAAGAAGUCGUUUCUCAGUGAAGUUGUGGACAUAGGACUGAGCACAAUUGCUGUUGCUAAUUCCAUCAGGAAAAGUGACAGCGGGAGUUACAAGAGCCCGAAUCUUCGAAGAUCUCUAACUACAGAAGUAGGUGGCCGAGAUAGAUAUGCAGGAAAUGAUUAUUGCAGUGGAGAUGAUUCUUCUUCAGGUUCUUCAAGAAACAUGUCUUCAGGGACAUGGGGCCAAGAUUCGAGAACAGCGGCAACAAUUACAGCAUCUAAUGAAGAAACAGCUUCAAAUCAUACAGGGAUUAAGAGUCGUGAGGAGAGGCUUUUGGAGACCAUUGUCACUUCAGGGGGUGUACGUAUACAACCCACUCGUGAUGCUAUCCAGGCUUUUCUCACGGAGUCAUUGAAACUUGAUCCAGUGGCUAUGAGUCAUGCACUUGAGGUGAAACUCCACUCGCCCCUAUGGCAGGUCCGGAUGAAGGCCUGUUGUGUCUUGGAAUCAAUUUUGAGGAAAAAGGAUGAUGAGCAUUUAUCCAUUAUAGCAUCUUAUUUUAGUGAGAGGAGAGAAUCUGUGGUUAAAUGCUCUGAAGUACCUCAAGUUUCUUUGAGAGAAAAGGCAAACAAAGUUUUAAGUCUUUUGGAUGGGGACAAGAUUUCUGGAACAGGGAACCAGGUGGAGCAAUCUAACUCAAGGCCCAUGCCAGUUCCAGCUGUUCAGAUGCCCGACUUAAUCGAUACAAGUGAUGCAAAUGAUUAUGGAACUGAAUCUUUAACACAGAAGCAUGCUGACCAAAAUAUUGGAAACCUGACAACAUCUGGUUCUUUGGUUGAUGAUUUGUUUGGAGAUGGCCCUGUUGCUGGUCUGAACAGCAGUGAAAAUAGAAGUGAAGAUGACCCAUUCACAGAUGUAUCUUUCCACGUGACCGAAGAGAAACAACUUGAUGACAUAUUUUCAGGCUUGACAGUUGAUGUUAACAAAUCCGAGAAUGAGCAGAAAGUUAAUAAAGAGUUUGGAUUGCUCAACGCUUUCAGUUCCAACUCUGAUCUUCUUCUACAAGAAUCAGAAACGAAAACGAGCAAAGAGCAUGACUUGAUGCCUGGUUUGUCUCUUAACAGUAAUGUGCUAGAGAAGAGCCAACCUUUUAUUGGAACUUCCUUUGUUGAUACCAUAAAUCUGUCCAGCCAAAUGCCUACGAGCCAAUCCAGCCAGGGUCCUGUGAGCAGUGCUCUAAAUGGAGGUCUUGGUUCAAACUCCUUAUUCCCUAUGGCUGCAAUGCAGUAUAAUAUGCCCCAAAAUAUUAUGUUCAAUCCAUCUUAUGCUAACCAGCCAAUGAACUAUGCCGCCAUGGGGGCGUUCAUUGCACAGCAACAACUACUGUUUCAAAAUGUAGGAAAUAUUAAUGCUGGUUAUGGGCAUGCCGUUGGAAAUGCUGUUGACGGAAGUCACUCCUCAGCAUUACCUGACAUUUUUCAACUUUCAAAAAAUCCAGUACAAAGCCAUGCUACAACUCUAACCAGCUCGAAGGAGGAUACAAAAGCUUUCGAUUUUAUUUCGGAUCAUUUAUCAGCAGCUCGAGAUUCAAAAAGAGUAUUGUGAAUGUAAUUUGACAGCGAUAUGGACACUGAAGCAGCCUCAAGUAAUUCUUUUGCAAAAAUGUUCCUUCCCUCAAAUUACAUGAACUACUGUCGUCAUCCCCUCUGAAUGUGCAGCCAUAUUUAAAAUGUUUAUGUUUAAUAGUCUUGUAGAUGUGAACAUGCAUCCCAUAUUUUGAAGAGAGUUGUUGUAAUAUAUAUGUAAAAUGGAGGCCAGAUAUUCAAUUCUCGUGAAUUUCUAUUUGUUUUCCCUGCAAAUUGCUGUGUUGGGGCUUGCAUUC